Messenger RNA from Adineta steineri, 2799 nucleotides. Lineage: Eukaryota; Metazoa; Rotifera; Eurotatoria; Adinetida; Adinetidae. The record is from the annotation of a GenBank genome assembly.
AUGAGCGAAUCAAAAUCUAAUAAAAAUGCUGCUGCAUCAUCUAAAUCAACAACAUCAUCAAAUAUUCGUCAACCACAGCAACGUAUGGCACAAAAUUACCUUGUUAUAUGGGUAGAUGCCAACAUCGACGAAACAAACAGGGAUUGCCAAGAUACAUUGAUUCAAUUGAAGAAUGUGGUUAACGACAUUAACCUAUGCACUCAAUCGGAUCAGUGCAUCCAAAUACUUAACCAGGUUGACCAUGAAAGAGUCUUUGUCAUAACACCAGGUUCCUUUGGCGAACAUUUGGUUCCUGAAAUUCAUGACAUGCCAAAGUUAGAUGCAGUUUACAUCUUAUGUGCCAACAAAUCCAGACAUGAAGGAUGGACACAAAACUGGACAAAAAUAAAAGGUGUCCAUACAAAUAUCAAAGAAAUUUGUCAAGUAUUGAAAUUGGCUGUUAAGCAAUGCGACCGGGACUCAAUUGCCGUAAGUUUUCUCACGGCAAAUGAAUUGGCUUCAACUGAGAAUUUAAAUCAGUUGGAGCCAAACUUUAUGUAUACCCAACUAUUCAAGGAAAUUCUUCUUGAUAACAAAUACGGUGAUAAGGCAAUGAAGGACUUAGCAGCUUAUUGCCGCGAAUUUUUUAGCGGCGAUCCAGCUGAAUUAAAAAAUAUUGAUGAGUUCCAAUAUCAUUAUCGUCCACAACAAGCAAUACGAUGGUAUACACGUAAGUGUUUUAUCUGGCCAAUGCUCAAUCAAGCACUUCGAGUAAUGGAUGCCGAUAUAAUCAUUAAAAUGGGCUUCUUUCUACGUGAUGUACAUACACAAAUUCAACAACUGUAUGAACAACAGAUCAGUAGUUAUGAUGGAAAGUCUUUUGUAGUUUAUCGAGGACAAGGUUUUAUGAAAUCAGACUUCGAAAAACUUCAGCAAACAAAAGGUGGACUAAUGUCAUUUAACAAUUUCUUGUCCACCAGCAAAAAUAAAGAAGUGUCACUCGGUUUUGCUCGACGUGCUUCGUCAAAUCCGAAUAUGGUGCGCAUUCUUUUUAUAAUGUCCAUUAAUCCUUGUGUUAAAUCAGCACCAUUUGCUUCCAUUAAACAGGAAAGUUUUUAUACGAAACAAGAAGAAAUUCUCUUCUCAAUGCAUACUGUCUUUCGAGUGGGUGCAGUUAAACAAAUCAACAGUAAGACUCAACUUUAUCACGUUGAAUUAGAAUUAACGUCAGAUGAUGAUCAACAACUACGAUUACUUACUGAUCUGAUACGAGAAGAAGCUGAUGAUCAUACAGCAUGGCAGAGAUUGGGUGCCUUAUUGCUUAAAAUCGGUCAAUUCAAGAAAGCUGAAGAACUUUAUAACGCUUUACUUGAACAGACAUCUGAUCACGAUGAAAAAGCACUUUAUUAUGUUUCUCUGGGAUAUGCUUACAAUAAACAAGGUGAUUAUGAAAAGGCUAUUCGGUAUUAUGAAGAAGGACUUGAAAUAUCUCAAAAAACUCUUCCUUCAAAUCAUCCUGAUUUGGUUAUUUUAUACAACAAUAUCGGUAAUGUGUACGACAACAUGGCAGAGUACCCGAAAGCACUUUCAUUUUAUGCGAAAGCACUUGAAAUUACACAAAAAACUCUUCCUUCAAAUCAUCCUGAUCUGGCUACUUCAUACAACAAUAUCGGUAGUGUGUAUGACAAGAUGGGAGAGUACUCGAAAGCACUUUCAUCUCACGAAAAAACUGGUCCAUUGCAUCACCUUUUGUUGGCUAAUUCAUAUAGCAACAUGGGUGAUAUGUAUGACAAGAUCGGACAGUACUCGACAGCAAUUUUAUUUCACGAAAAAGCACUUGACAUCCGACAAAAACUUCUUCCUUCAAAUCAUCCUCAUUUGGCUACUUCAUACAACAGUAUUGGUAAUGCGUAUGACAGCAUGGGAGAGUACUCGAAAGCACUUUCAUUUUACGAAAAAGCACUUGAAAUCUAUCAAAAAAGUCUUCCUCCAGAUCAUCCUGAUCUUGCUACUUCAUACAACAACCUCGGUUAUGUGUAUGAUAAGAUGGGAGAGUACUCGAAAGCACUUUCAUUUCACGAAAAAGCACUUGAUAUUCGAAAACAAAUUCUUCCUUCAAACCAUCCUGAUCUAGCUAGUUCAUACAACAACAUUGGUAGUGUGUAUGACAAGAUGGGAGAGUACUCGAAAACACUUUCAUAUUUGAAAAAAGCACUUGAAAUUUGUCAAAAAACUCUUCCUUCAACCCAUCUUUUAUUGGCUACUUCAUACAACAACAUCGGUAGUGUAUAUGACAAGAUGGGGAAGUACUUGAAAGCACUUUCAUUUCACGAAAAAACACUUGAAAUCUAUCAAAAAAGUCUUCCUCCAGAUCAUCCUUCAUUGGCUUCUUCAUACUGCUGCAUCGGUAGUGUGUAUUACAACAUGGGAGAGUACUCGAAAGUAUUUUCAUUUUUUGAAAAAGCACUUGAUAUAAGACAAAAAACUCUUCCUUCAAAUCAUCCUGAUUUGGCUAGUUUAUACAACAACAUCGGCAGUGUGUAUGACAAGAUGGGAGAGUACUCAAAAGCACUUUCAUUUUACGAAAGAACGCUUAAAAUUGGUCAGAAAACUCUUCCUUCAAAUCAUCCUCAUUUGGCUAUUUCAUACAAUAACAUCGCUAAGGUGUAUUACAGUAUGAAAGACUAUUCCAGAACAGUUUCAUAUUUUGAACGUGCUCUAGACAUAUUCCAACGGGCAUUACCUUCAACUCAUCCUCAUAUAAAAAUGGUGAAAGAAAGUAUUGAAAUUGCAAAAGAAGAUAUGAUAAAGAAUAGUUAA